Rhinichthys klamathensis goyatoka is the source of this 1725-nucleotide messenger RNA. RefSeq names its product calcyphosine 2 (gene caps2). The record is from RefSeq and is a predicted model, not a curated record. Lineage: Eukaryota; Metazoa; Chordata; Actinopteri; Cypriniformes; Leuciscidae. The transcript is spliced from 16 exons. The coding region runs from base 135 to 1706 and encodes 523 amino acids.
UCGUGUGUUCUGUGUUUAGUUUGUAACCACCACAGCAACGUGAGCGCGGGAGUGAAAACCGUCCUAAAACCGGUUAAUUUUGAACAACUAUAGAAUUUUCAUAUACAUAAAUAUAGUGUACAGUUCCACUAAUAAUGAGAGCAAACGUGAAAUCUUCACCCUUACAUAAAACCGUGCAACAGCCCAAGACAACAAUGGCAGACCGCGGACCGAGGCCAGCAGAAGUUCCAGUGCUAAAGUUAGAGACCCUGCACGGAGCGGAAGAAGAGCAUCCUGCCAUAAUUCCAAAGGAUGCUGCUAUCAAGAGUGUCACAGGAGAGCUGUCAGGCAUGAGUUGGGGCUCUCCAGCCUCCACACAGUCAAAGCAGAUGAAAGACUCAAUUAAAAAUCACAUGCCUGCUGUGGAUCAUGGAGAAUCACUACAGCUGAGCCACAGAGUCCAGGCACAGAGAAGUCCACUGUACAGUCACAAACCAAACCUGGAUCCAUCUACCUUCACCUCUAAAAACACAGCACAACCUAUCUACAACCUGUCCAACACUGUACGGCCCAACAGCAAGAUGAUGGAUGCGGAGGGGCUUACCGAGGAGAGGAAACUGCAAGCAGUAAUUGAGCAGGUUAUGGUGGACCAGCUGUCGAGGGCUGUCAUUAGCGAUCCGGAACAGAAUGCUGUGUCUGCCAGUCCCACGAGUGUCCCACCACGCUACAGGAGAACUCUUCACCACACUAAGGUAAAAACUCGGAUGUCUUUAACGGAGAACACCUUAUCCAACAAGCUCUGUUUUCAAGCUAGGAUUUUAUCAAGGUGUGGACGUGAGGCUUGCCGAAAACUGAUUGGCUUCUUUUUCACAUGUGACCAAACACUGACCGUGUACGAGUACCGAAAUUUUGGGAAAAACAGAUGGAACGCGUUGCCCUUUAUCGCUCGUGGUGUGUAUUUGAACAGAGGGAGGCCGUACUGCCUUCAAGACAUCUCACAGGGUGCCGAGCUUAAAUUCUGUACAGACGACCCACACCUCCCCCAAAGUCUGAGACACCAGCCGUGCCUGACUCUCAGAGUUACUGAUGUGGAUGACACAGCCAAGGGAGCCCUGCUAACUCAGUCUGGGGAAGGUCUACAUUGUCUCUCUGAAGAGGAAAUCAAUGAUCGAAACACUUUAAAGGCAAUUCAAGGUGCAGUGCGCGAUCGGCUGAGGGGACAUGCGAUCCAAACCCUAAUCAAUCUAGUAAGGGAUCUGCAGAACUUAGAUAUAAAGACUGAUAGUGUUCAGCAAAAAGUUCUGCUCAGACAAUUUCUGAUGGAGCAACUGUGCCUUACUCAACAGGACUUUGAGGCGGUGUGGAGGAUUGUGGGUCGGCGUGCAGAGAGGCGGGUGCACCCCGCUGAUGUGAUGCGUGCCGUUACUGGGGAGAUGAGCGAGAACAGAAAAGCCGUUUUCCUGAAGGUUUAUGUAAAGCUUGACCCAAAUAAAACCGGCUCCAUCUUCCUGAGCGAUAUUGAAAAAUUCUAUAGAGGCAAACAAGAGUCUGACGCUGCACACGAAGCCGUUCCGAAACCUGACAUUCUGGCCUUCGUACGGGAAGCAGGAAAGGUCACCAAGACUGUGUCAUAUGCUGAGUUUGAGGACUAUUACGAGGGUCUAAGUAUUGAAAUCUCUGAUGAUGAAGAAUACAUCAACAAUCUGAGAGCUACCUGGAGUAUCUGAGACUAUCUGACUAUUUUAU